This is a messenger RNA of Symbiodinium necroappetens, 769 nucleotides long. The record is from the annotation of a GenBank genome assembly. Lineage: Eukaryota; Dinophyceae; Suessiales; Symbiodiniaceae.
AUGGCUCGCGGCAUCAUCAAGCACUUGAAGCGCAUGUAUGCGCCAAAGCAUUGGAUGCUGGACAAGCUUCGUGGCCGAUGGGCACCGAAGCCUUCUGCCGGUCCUCACAAGCUCCGAGAGUGCAUGCCGCUGAUUGUGAUGCUGCGUCAGCGCCUGAAGUAUGCCUUGACCUACCGUGAGGUGAAGAUGAUUGUGAUGCAGAGGCUGAUCAAGGUUGACGGCAAGGUCCGCACGGACAUGUUCUACCCAGCCGGUUUCAUGGACAUGGUCCAGAUCGACAAGACCAAGGAGAACUUCCGGCUGCUGUACAACACCAAGGGCCGCUUCAACCUCCACAAGGUGGCGAAGGAAGAGGCCAGCUACAAGCUUUGCCGCGUCAAGCGGGUGACCCGAGGCCCGCGUGGCGUCCCGUAUGCACAGACCCACGACGGCCGCACCAUCCGGUAUCCAGAUCCGGACAUCAAGGCUCACGACACGAUCCGGCUGGAUUUGGAGAGCGGGAAGAUCCUGGACCACGUGAAGUUCGAGGUUGGCAACAUGGUGAUGAUCAGCGGUGGAAACAACAUCGGUCGAGUUGGAACCAUUACUCACCGUGAGAAGCACCCCGGCUCCUUCGAAAUUGUCCACAUCAAGGACGCUGCCGGUCACAGCUUCAACACGCGCCUGGAGAACGUCUUUCUCAUUGGCUCGGGCAACAAGCCGUGGAUCUCGCUGCCAAAGGGCAACGGCAUUAAGCUGAGCAUUGUCGAAGAUCGUGGCCAGAGGAUGA